Schizophyllum commune H4-8 is the source of this 1680-nucleotide messenger RNA. RefSeq lists its product as uncharacterized. The record is from RefSeq and is a predicted model, not a curated record. The transcript has 3 exons. Lineage: Eukaryota; Fungi; Basidiomycota; Agaricomycetes; Agaricales; Schizophyllaceae. The coding region runs from base 1 to 1680 and encodes 559 amino acids.
AUGUCCAUAUCUCCCUCUGUUGCGCUGGAAAGCGAGCUUGUACGGCUGUCCGGGCUCAUGGUAUCCAGAACGACCUCGCCGCGCGCGAAAGCUAGGCUUCGACAUCGGAUCGCCGAGCUUGCCACUCAACCUGGUCUUUUCCAGUUCCUUGAAAGGGAUCCAGCAGAAAUCAAUGCGGCAGAUUGGGUCCCAAACUCUCCUACUGUCUUGGCAGUCACGGCUUGCUUUCUGGCGAUCACCGCCGUAACCACCAAUCUCGACCCUUCCGAGCCGUCCGUGUCAGCCUUUGAGGUUACACAAGGCUACGAAUGUGCCUUCGCAUUUUGGCCGCGCGCUUUCGCUUGGAUACCAUACAUGCAUCCCGCCUACGGCACUCUUCCGUAUCAUCCAGUCCAUCAUGCACCCCUCAUCAACGCUCUCCACACGAUGUAUUACUAUGGAAGGUGUGCUGGGAUCUUCCGGGAACGGGCUGCCACGUUGUUCGGAUACAUGGCCUCCUUAUGGUGUUUCCUGGUCUUCCACCCGAAAGCUGACGCUCCCUGUGGCGAAGACACCCACCAUCCCUCGGAAGUGCUGGCGUCUUGCGUCCUGGAUAUGCUACAGGCGAAACCUAUGCCGCUGCCUGGAUACCCAGAGAUGUCAGUGCUCAGAUCUGCGGUUAAGGCUGAGCUGGUUCUCGUGUUGCGACAGGAUCCGCGUCGCAUCUUCGCACAGCUUCUCCGCGUCACCUUCACACUUCUCACUCGCGCGUGCGCGACCGCGCCCCCCGACUUCGAAGCCGUCAAGAUCCACAUAUCCGUAAUCGUGCUGCUGGCAAGGGACGUGUUCACCCCGAUGCGGCAUUCCCGAAAGAGCGUCAUGCUUGCCGUAGAUCUUGUACGCUCAGCGCCUUCCUCUGAAGUCAUGGAAGUCGUAUGCGACCUCGUCCUUGCUAUCUGGAGCGCAGAACCUGAGGACCGCACCUUGCGGUGGGCUUUGCAGUGCGGUAUCAUGCACGCCCUAAAGCGCGAUGGUGCUGUCGGAAUGGCGAAGCAGGCACGCGCGGAAGCCUUACAGUACAUCUUCCAACGCACCACGUCUCGUCGUGUGCUGAGGGUGCUUCAACAGCUUGGGGAAGCAGCGGACUUAGCAGCAUACGAGGCAUUCAUUCAUGGGGUCGAAGGGACGAUACGACGCCGCACAGAACUACUACGCAAGACGUGCAUUCAAUCCCGGUGCGCGAUGAAGUCGAGGAUGGAUUGGAAGGAGCAUAAGCUCUUCUGCCUGUGGCGCUGGUCUGGCCUUCUCGUCGAUGAUCAUAUUGUUUGUGGCAAAUCAGCUGCCGACGUCGGUUUUGUGUUACUCCAAACCAUGGACUACAUCUCGUCGCAGAACGGUCACAGCCUGCUCCGGGAGCUGGCUUACACGGCUGAAGAGCAUGCAGAUCAAGGUGGCGAACUGUUGGUCAAAGUUUUCUUGGACCGUAGUCCGCCUGAACAUGUGGUGGUCCGAAAGCGCGUUCUGGGCACCUCCAAAGAGACCGUAUUGGACCUGAGAGUGAGCGCAUUCCUUCGCGUACACAGGACGAUAACCUGGCAGCCGUACUCGCUCCAGCAGUUCGUCGCUGCGAUACAAGCUGUUAGCACUUAUAGGAUGACAACCGAUAUUGACGAAUACCGAAGCAAAGUAGAUGAAUUGUAG